UCCUUCCCCUCCUCCCCGCCCCGCCCCCCACCUCCUUCCUCCUAACCAAGGCUGCUAACUUGUUGUGCGGAGCGGCAGCGGCACCAUCCUGGCGGGCACCAUGGGCACGUCCGCGCGCUGGGCGCUCUGGCUACUGCUGGCGCUGAGCUGGGCACCCCAGGGAAGCGGCGCCACCGGAACAGGAAGAAGACCCAAAUGUGAAGGCUCGCAAUUCCAGUGUACCAAUGGUCGCUGUAUUACGCAGCUGUGGAAAUGUGAUGGGGAUGAAGACUGUGCCGAUGGCAGUGACGAGAAGAAUUGUGUCAAGAAGACAUGUGCAGAGUCGGACUUUGUGUGCAACAAUGGCCAGUGUGUCCCCAACAGAUGGCAGUGUGACGGGGACCCCGACUGUGAAGACGGCUCCGAUGAGAACCCGGAGCAGUGCCAUAUGAGAACAUGCCGCAUAAAUGAGAUCAGCUGUGGGACCCUUUCCACUCAGUGUGUCCCUGUGUCCUGGAGGUGUGAUGGUGAAAGUGAUUGUGACCGUGGAGAAGAUGAAGAAAAUUGUGGCAACGUGACGUGCAGCGCCGAGGAGUUCACCUGCUCCAGCGGCCGCUGCGUCUCCAGGAACUUUGUGUGCAAUGGGCAGGACGACUGCAGCGAUGGCAGCGAUGAGCUGGACUGCGCCCCGCCCACCUGCGGCCCCCACGAAUUCCAGUGCAGCUCGUCGUCCUGCAUCCCGCUCAGCUGGGUGUGCGACAACGACGCCGACUGUGCUGACCAGUCCGACGAGUCCCUGGAGCAGUGUGGCCGCCAGCCGGCCACUCACACGCGCUGCCCGGCCAGUGAGAUCCAGUGCGGCUCCGGCGAGUGCAUUCACAAGAAAUGGCGCUGUGACGGUGAUCCCGACUGCAAGGACGGUAGCGACGAGAUCAGCUGUCCUUCUCGAACCUGCCGGCCCGACCAGUUUGAGUGUGAAGAUGGCAGCUGUAUCCAUGGCAGCAGGCAGUGUGACGGAAUCCGAGACUGUGUGGACGGCUCCGAUGAAGUCAACUGCAAGAAUGUCAACCAGUGCUUGGGCCCUGGGAAGUUCAAAUGCCAGAGCGGAGAAUGCAUCGAGAUGGGCAAAGUGUGUGACCGACAACAGGACUGCAGGGACUGGAGUGAUGAGCCCCUGAAGGAAUGUCAUGUGAACGAGUGCUUGGUUAACAAUGGGGGUUGCUCACACAUCUGCAGAGACCUAGUGAUAGGUUACGAGUGUGAUUGCGCAGCAGGCUUUGAGCUGAUCGACAGGAAGACCUGUGGAGAUAUUGAUGAAUGCCAAAAUCCAGGAAUCUGCAGUCAAAUUUGUAUCAACUUAAAAGGCGGUUACAAGUGUGAAUGUAGUCGUGGUUAUCAGAUGGAUCUUGCUACUGGCGUGUGCAAGGCAGUAGGCAAAGAGCCCAGUCUGAUCUUCACUAAUCGAAGAGACAUCAGGAAGAUUGGCUUAGAGAGGAAAGAAUACAUCCAGCUAGUUGAACAGCUAAGAAACACUGUGGCUCUUGACGCUGACAUAGCUGCUCAGAAGUUGUUCUGGGCUGAUCUGAGCCAAAAGGCUAUAUUCAGUGCCUCAAUUGAUGACAAGGUUGGUAGACAUGUUAAAAUGAUCGAGAAUGUCUAUAAUCCUGCAGCCAUUGCUGUUGAUUGGGUGUACAAGACCAUCUACUGGACUGAUGCGGCUUCUAAGACUAUUUCAGUAGCUACCUUAGAUGGAACCAAGAGGAAGUUCCUGUUUAACUCAGACUUACGAGAGCCUGCCUCCAUCGCUGUGGAUCCCUUGUCUGGCUUUGUGUACUGGUCAGACUGGGGAGAGCCAGCUAAGAUAGAACAAGCAGGGAUGAACGGAUUUGACCGGCGGCCGCUAGUGACAAGGGACGUCCAGUGGCCCAACGGCAUUACCCUGGACCUUAUAAAAAGCCGCCUCUAUUGGCUUGAUUCCAAGUUGCACAUGCUAUCCAGCGUGGACUUGAAUGGCCAAGAUCGCCGGGUAGUGCUGAAGUCGCUGGAAUUCCUUGCUCACCCUCUGGCGUUAACAAUAUUUGAGGAUCGUGUCUACUGGAUAGAUGGGGAAAACGAAGCCGUCUAUGGUGCCAAUAAAUUCACCGGCUCGGAGCUAUCCACUCUGGUGAACAACCUGAAUGAUGCCCAAGACAUUAUUGUCUAUCAUGAACUAGUACAGCCAGCAGGUAAAAAUUGGUGUGAAGAAGACAUGGAGAAUGGAGGAUGUGAAUAUCUCUGCCUGCCAGCACCGCAGAUUAACGAUCAUUCUCCUAAAUUCACCUGCUCCUGCCCCAAUGGAUUCAACCUAGAGAACAAUGGCCGGAAAUGCCAAAGUCCUACAAGUGUUGUGGCUUACAGUGAGAUCAAAGAUUCCAGCACAACCAAAUGUCCACCAACUAGUGUCCUAGCUCCUGAAGGGGUCAAUGUGACCACCACCGUGUCAGAGGUCAGCGUCCCCCCCAAAGCGACGUCGGCUGCCUGGGCAGUUCUUCCUCUCUUGCUCUUAGCAAUGGCGGCAGUUGGUGGCUACUUGAUGUGGCAGAAUUGGCAACACAAGAACAUGAAGAGUAUGAACUUUGACAAUCCUGUGUACUUGAAGACCACCGAGGAAGACCUUUCCAUCGACAUUGGUAGACACAGUGCCUCUGUGGGCCACACAUACCCAGCAAUAUCAGUUGUGAGUACAGAUGAUGACCUGGCGUGACUCCUGGGAGCCAGUGGUGACCUUUGAGGUCUCAGUCUCCACUACCACACCUUGGAUGGUAACCGCGCCAGUAGCUGAAGUCUUCGUUCCUCCAGGCUGGGCGAACAUCAAGAUAUCUUGGCAUGGAUCAAGCUUGUGUCCUUGGCCGUUUUGAUACUGCUUUUAUAAAUAAUCUUGUCCACAUUUGACUUCAGCUACGGAUGAUGUUACCAACUUUCUGUAACCCUUGAAUUUCUAGACAGUAUUGCCAACCUCUGGCCAAAUAUGCACUUUUCCUAGAAAGCCAUAUUCCAGCGAUGAAAGUGUGUCAUAGUGUGUAUCACGUGUACAGACAUUGUACAGGCCACUUGUAAAUAUCCCAGAGAACAAUCACUAUUCUUAAGCACUUUGAAAAUAUUUCUAUGUAAAUUAUUGUAAACUUUUUUUUCAAUAGUUGGGACAAUGGCAAUAGGAGAAAACGGGUUACUCAGAUGAAAUUGCCAAAAAAAAAAAAAAAAAAAAAAAUUUGUAAGACUAAUUUUGUACGUAUGAAUGAAAUCUUUGACCUCCAAGGAGGUCUGCAGACUGAGUGUUCAAACUGCUGUACAUUUUUUUUUCAAGUGCUAAAAAAAUUAAACCAAGCAGCUUACCCAUG
Molecule: messenger RNA, 3356 nt
Organism: Chrysochloris asiatica (Cape golden mole)
Lineage: Eukaryota; Metazoa; Chordata; Mammalia; Afrosoricida; Chrysochloridae
Gene: VLDLR
Product: very low density lipoprotein receptor
Exons: 19
Coding region: 101-2722 (873 amino acids)
Molecular function (GO): calcium ion binding; protein binding
Source: RefSeq, a predicted model, not a curated record